Molecule: messenger RNA, 2807 nt
Organism: Podospora pseudopauciseta
Lineage: Eukaryota; Fungi; Ascomycota; Sordariomycetes; Sordariales; Podosporaceae
Exons: 2
Coding region: 264-593 (109 amino acids)
Source: RefSeq, a predicted model, not a curated record
ACACCCACUCGCAAACUCUCGACACUACUUACCCACGAUAUGCCAAACUUGCGUCGAGCGGGCAUCAGAUGUGUGGCACAACACAGGUUAGGAAGGUGAGUAUGCUCUGUGUAUAACCUCGGACGUAUUAAUGACCCGCUGGCUUUCAUCUCGAGCCUCUCAUCAAGUCGGAGCAUUGUCUAUAAAUUGCAUUGUCUCUUCCCAAGAGCAUCACCCUCAUCACAACAUCAAGCCACGAAAUAGCAACCCAUCAAACGUUCAUCAUGAAACUCACCCUUGCCUUGAUUGCUGCCAUUGCAGCCCCAGCUCUCGCCGCAGUUGGGGGCCGCUGCUCCAACAAUUGGGGUGGUGAUUGCAUCUGCCUCGACUCGAGCGUCUGCCGGAACCGCUGGGGGGGUACCCCGUAUACUGGCUCUCCGGGCAACUGGCCCUGCCCCAACGAUCCUGACAACAUCAUGGCAUGCGUUGUCAAGCCUUGCCCCGGUCAGGGCAGCGGCACCCAGUGCUUGUGGAGAAAUGCUUGCCGCAGCCCCAACGGAAACCCUGUUUGCCCGGGAGGUAACGACUUUAUCUGCUGCAACCAUCAGUGGUAGAGAAGGUACUAGGUAGUUAACAAGAAUAUUGAGUGUCAUCAUUUCAGUAAAAAUCGCUGCAAGAUACACCAACGCCUGUAAAUGCAACAUCGUAUCGUGGUACCCAGAAAGCCACCUUUGUGACGACAGAAACCCCAAAACAAAUUAAUACACUGUAGCUUUUGCCCCAAGUCUUAUCGUUACACCUUUUCACCAGCCGAGAUGGCCUUGGUCUUCUCGAGCAACCCAAAUUUGCUGUCCAACUCCUUUCUAAGGGCUACAUGUCUCUCCAGAAAGGUCACUGCUGCGCCGAGAAGCGCCAUGGCCAGAAAGAUGACCCAGACCAGCUUGAGGCUGGAGGCAAAGACGGCCCUGAUUUGGUCUUGCACACCUGGGUCGCCGAACGCGCUGAUCCAGCUGGCCGAUGCAUGCUCGUACGCCUGUCCGUUGCUGAGUUGGUCCUGCGCAUUCGCGUCGUCUAUAGUCUUUAUGCUGGCCGCGAACUGAGCGUUGAACGCUGCGUUGGGAACGGCAACACCCAGGAGCGAGCCAAGGCCCCUGAGAAAUGCCCAGGAUCCCGUGGCUGCGGCAUUCUCCUUGUCGGUAAGCUGGACGAGAACGGUGGGCAGGGUGGUGGAAACGAUGAUGCCGGAUCCGAUGCCGACCAGGAAUGAAAACAGUAUCCACAGAGCAGUUGAGGUGGACUGUUGGUAGACCACGCAGAGGAACAGACCGGUAGCCAUGAGAACAAAGCCCACACGGUGCAUUAGCCUGUAUCUGCCAAACUUUGCCAGCAGUGGCCCGCCCAGGGCCGCCAGGAUGACAAUCGUCAGUGUGCAAGGAAGGAUGAGGAUUCCUGAUUGGGUUGGCGAGGAGCCGAGAAUGACUUGAAAAAAGGGCGGCAGGUAAAACUGAAAGCCAUAGGUGAUGAACCCGUGUAUCACGGUGAUAGCGAAAGCGGCUAUGGUCGUCCUGUUGCUGAAGACGUGGGGGGCCAUGAUGGGGUGCGAACACCUAUCGCUUCGCUCCCAAAACGCAAACGCAACAAUUCCCAGCAAGCCUGUCCCCACGAAAGCUAAGAUGGGAGGCGAGGUCCAAGAGCUGACAGCCGCCGAGGUGAAACCAAAGAGCAUCAUGAUGACGCUGGCGGUCAAGACGGUGAUGCCCAAAAAGUCGACCUGCGAGACCUUGAACCUCAGCUCUCGCCAUGUUCUGGAGGGGUUCCCGUUGUUGAGGCUCAGCCAAAACCACAUCAGGAUCAGGGCAAUUAGACAGAUGGGAAUGUUGAUGCCGAAGCACCACCGCCAGUUCAUCGUGGCAAACACUCCUCCCAGCAAAGGACCGACGGUUGUUCCGAGGGCGUAGACGGCUGCCUUGAUGGCGACGUAGUGUCCCCUUUUCUGCAGCGGGAUUAUGUCGCAGAGGAUCAGUUCUGCAAAGAGAUCAAUGCCCCCUGAGCCCAUUCCUUGAACCACUCUGCCAAAGAUCAGAACGGCGCUCGAGUCGGCCCAGCCCGAGAUGGCGCUUCCAAUGCCAAAGAUAACGACGGCUGCCAUCAUCAAAGGCCGGCGGCCGCAGAUGUCAGCGAGCUGGCCGUAUAGCGGCUGAAAGACAAUGGACGCUAGGAGAAAAGACGUGGCAACCCAGGAUGAGUUUGAUCCCAGGUUGAGAGAGCUAGAGAUGGUAGGCAGAGCGGUGCUGACCACGCUCCCCUCAAAGGCGGACAAGAGGAUCGGUAUACAGACGGCUGUGAAGCACCUCCAAAACCCAGCUCCGCGGCGCCAUCCUCCAGACGGGCCUGCCGGGGAUGGCUUCUCCUUCUCCGUGUCCCACGAAUCUAGGGAGGAGGAGGAGGAACACUCGGAAGAGGUGAGGGGAAUGGUCGAAAUGACAACCCCCUUCUCUUUGGACGAUAUGAAAGAGGCAUAUGAUGGUGGUGGUGGUUUGAUCUUGUCGUCGUCGUGGAUGGGGGUUGGACAGCAGUCGGACCUGGCGUCGAUGCCAGAGUCUGAGCUGGUGCGGGCAAGGGUUUCGGUCUCGGACUCAAUCUCAGUUACCGAGUCUGUAUCGUGGUGGGCCGUAGUCUCCUGAUCAGUCUCGGCUCGGCAGGUCGGCCGAACACGAGGCUGGAAGAGACCCAUGAUGAGUCGAUACUCUCCCCAGGUGGGGAAAAGAAUGAUUUUCUGGUGCUAGCACUGAUCAAGACAAUCGCGGACGGCACCAGCCGUUGGACAA